This is a messenger RNA of Physella acuta, 1035 nucleotides long. RefSeq lists its product as uncharacterized. Gene Ontology annotation, cellular component: membrane. Lineage: Eukaryota; Metazoa; Mollusca; Gastropoda; Physidae. Gene Ontology annotation, biological process: G protein-coupled receptor signaling pathway. The record is from RefSeq and is a predicted model, not a curated record. Gene Ontology annotation, molecular function: G protein-coupled peptide receptor activity.
AUGAGUUUGAUUUACAGUGUUAAUAUCACGUUAGCUGAUGUACCUAUAGUUGACAACACCUUGUACCCCAUCCUCAUCAACAUCAUCGCCAACGUUUUAACCGUCUUAGUUUCAAUCUUCGGGAUCUUGACCAAUGCGGUCAACAUAUUGAUCUUCCUGCGGCAAGGCUUCAUUGACCAGGUCAACAUAACCUUACUGGCCUUGGCCUUGUCUGACCUUCUGGCCCUGAUGGCCAUUUCCGUCCCGACCCUCGUGUUUUUCAUGGCCUACAAGUUGUUUGACGUCAUCCUAUACUCGGGCGAGAUCUCAUACAUUACGGCAGGGACGGUGCACCUGAUCUUCGUUAGAGUGACUGGUUGGCUGACGGCUUUCAUCACGUUUGAGCGAUGCCUUUGCGUGACGUUACCCCUGCACGUGAAAUCCCUUUUCACGAAACAACGCGUCACGUGCGUCGUCGUAACCAUUUACGUGUUCAGUUUCGCCUGUUUGGCGCCUACCUACUACACGACGCGAAUUAUCUCGAGUUACCUCCCUCAGAUUAACCGGAGUUAUCUCAUCCUGGUGUACACCGACGAUCGAGCUAUCAUUGAUCACGUGACGUUUAUCGUCGGCAACGUAUUCCCCGUCAUGGCGUCUUUCUCCAUCGUCGUGCUCAGUACAAUCUUCCUCGUUGUUGGUCUCGUACGCUCUACAACGUUUUCAACACAUCAAAUACAACAACUCACAACUAACAACAAGAUUCAGGUCAUAUCAAGGAAGAAGAUUAAGAUAAUUAAACUGACGUCAUCGCUGGCUUUAAUCUACAUCGUCACGUUCACGCCGACUAUAAUCUUCACCGUGUGGACGAUACGUGAUCCUGGGUUCAGCGUGACAGGGUUCAACCGGAACUUCUUCAACGUGGCAUUUUCCUUUUCCUUCCUGAUGGAAUCGCUCAACUCCAGCCUGCAUAUUUUCCCGUACUAUAGUCUGAGUGCUAAGUACAGGACCAGCUUCAGAACGUUGUUUACGUGUUGUCCGGCUGUUCGUGUACCCUAA